This is a messenger RNA of Etheostoma cragini (Arkansas darter), 3366 nucleotides long. RefSeq names its product solute carrier family 35 member C2 (gene slc35h1). Gene Ontology annotation, cellular component: Golgi apparatus; cis-Golgi network; endoplasmic reticulum-Golgi intermediate compartment. Gene Ontology annotation, biological process: UDP-glucose transmembrane transport. Gene Ontology annotation, molecular function: antiporter activity. The record is from RefSeq and is a predicted model, not a curated record. Lineage: Eukaryota; Metazoa; Chordata; Actinopteri; Perciformes; Percidae. The transcript is spliced from 10 exons. The coding region runs from base 503 to 1603 and encodes 366 amino acids.
AAACCAUACUACGUCUCUGGGUGGGCUAACUUAUGUGAAUGCCGAAUUAAAUAAUGGUUCACACCGUUUCAAACAAGGUCUUAGGAUAUAAUGCAAUAUGUCUUGUAAAUGGGGAAAUAAACACGGCCACUUUGAAUCGAGAGAAUAAUCAAUGGAGUUCAGCUUGUGGGUGUUUCCUAACGAAAAUGACACGUAACGGAGCGCGCGCUGUUACUAGUUGCAGUAGGCGAGUGACAAUGUUAAAAGCUCGAGCGUACUUUCUAGCUAUGUCAAGAAAUUACGGCUUAUUUAUUUUGUAUUAUUAGCUAGCGUUAAUCAACCUGUUACAUACAAUACCGCUUUACAUAGCAAGCUGAUGUAAGGUUAAACAGUUGGACCUUUCAAAGUUAGCCAAACAACCAUCUGCAAUCCGCUAUGGGUGUAAGGAGGUGGUGCAGAUUCUGUUUGGAGAUGACCUUUCUACAGUAGCUGUCUUUUCCAAAACCUUACAACCUAGACCUGUAUGGCGUUCCCUGUCCAGUUCCUAUGCCGGGGGCUUCGCACUCUCGGAUUGGUUGUCCUUUACUAUGUCUUCUCUAUAGGCAUCACCUUCUAUAACAAAUGGCUGAUGAAGGACUUCCACUAUCCCCUCUUCAUGACAUUAGUUCACCUCGCCGUCAACUUCUGUCUGUCCGCUGUAACAAGAAGGGCCAUGCAGGGCUGGACAGGGAAGCCCCGCGUCAUUCUGAGCUGGAAAGUUUACCUCCAUAAAGUGGCUCCCACAGCUUUGGCAACAGCACUGGAUAUUGGACUUUCCAACUGGAGCUUCCUCUUCAUUACCAUCAGCUUGUACACCAUGACCAAGUCUUCAGCAGUGCUCUUUAUCCUCUUUUUCUCCCUGGUCUUUAAACUCGAGGAGCCAAACCCAUUCCUGAUCCUGGUGGUCCUGCUGAUCUCCAGUGGUCUGUUUAUGUUUACAUUUGAGUCAACCCAGUUCAACCUGGAGGGCUUUACCAUGGUGCUGCUCGCGUCCUUUAUAGGCGGGAUCCGCUGGACCCUCACUCAGGUCCUCAUGCAGAAAGCAGAGCUUGGCCUUCAGAAUCCAAUAGACACAUUGUACCACCUACAACCUCUCAUGUUCCUUGGCCUCUUCCCCCUCUUCCUGUAUAAUGAAGGGCUAAGCCUCAGUACCUCAGAAAAGUUAUUCCGGGUGACGGAGCUGUCGCCUCUCUUGUAUUCAGUCUUAACACUGAGUAUAGGCGGCUCACUGGCCUUUGGUUUAGGCUUCUCAGAGUUCCUGCUUGUCUCCCGAACUUCCAGCCUCACGUUAUCCAUAUCAGGGAUCUUUAAGGAGGUGUGUACUCUGCUUUUGGCAGCAGCUCUGAUGGGAGACAAAAUGGGAAUGCUUAAUUGGCUUGGAUUUGCCAUUUGUCUGUGUGGCAUUUCAUUGCAUGUGGGACUGAAGACAUAUUAUUCCAAAAAUAAGGGACCGACUUUAAGGAAGCUCAACAGUAAGAGCCCAGAGCUUGAGUUGCCAUUACUGGGGCAGAAAGAAGACGAAAGAGACGAUUGGGCUGCUGAAUACAAUGACAAAGAUAAGGAACAAGAAAUCAAUAUUCACUGACAUCACAGGAUACAACAACUUCAGUCUAGACUGUCUUUGUACUACGGAUUCCUUUAAAACUGUUCCAUUAGAUGGUUUGAACAGGGAUGUCAAAGCUUUAGAGCGUCCAGAAACUCAUCUUUGGGACACUCACCACAAAAAGAACCUGACGAGCCAGAUGGUUUGUUACACAGGACCAUCUGAGAUGCUGUUAGUGGAAACGGUUGAAAACUGUGGAAAAGGGUGGGCGCUUUCAAAAUAAUCCUCGGCAGGUGAUUGGAAUAGCCAACUGUCUAACACCUCCGCCAUUGUUGUUUUGAAGGAACAGUCGCAGCCGUUACACACACAUAAACCACGUCCGUCGGUGUCAGUAGCGGGCGCUGAUUGGAGCUGUUCACAGCUGUUUGGACACAAACGCUUUUAGUUGAAGCCCAACAAGAUGGAUUUUUGUCUGAUAUGUGAUCCUGCAAUUUUUGAAAGAUCUUGUGAUAUUUGGAGAAUCCAGCUGCCGUGCAAGGGAAACAAAAAGAGGGAACAGCCUCUUCAGCUUUUUUCUUCCACCAAUCAUGUCUUCAGGCCACAGUCUCAUUCUGUAGCUGUACAUUAACUGUGGACAUGAUCGUUUGCCUUAGGAAAGCUUCAAAAAUGUAGCUAAUACAUACAAGUGUCAACGAAGUAUGAUGUAUGGGGAGAGAGAAGGUCUGAAAAGGGCUACUUUGACAUUGUACGAUGUCAUUUUUCUUUGCUAGAUACUUGUCAAACAACAUUCCUACUUUGUAUUCCUAUAUACAGGACAUAUGCACUCUGGUAAUUGGCACAUGGUUACUACAGAAUAAGCUGUAGGGCAAGGACAAAUGUAGAAACUGUUAAAUAAGCUUACAUGAGUCUUGUUCAGAAAAAAAAAUUGACUAUAAUUGAAAGUGUCCUGGUAUCCCUGUAAUGCAGAGUGGUAACUCAAUAUCAAAUUAUAUAACUUUCUUCUUAAGAAUGUAACCUGACAUCUUUAAGUUUAAAAAAACUGGAUUAAUAUUACAUUUGUCUUGUAGUUACUCAGAUUCCCUUUUUUUUUGCAGAUUGCUUUACUGCUCUUCUUUGUAAGCUAAAUCUACAAAGCUAACAAUACAAUUUAAUACAGAUAUAUCAAUGAGGUCUAUAAGCCAGUAUUAUCUAUUAACAUUAUCAAUACGUAUGCAGGUUAUUUUCUUAAUUAAUUUAAAAAUUUGGUGUAAAAAAAUAAAUAAAAUGCCCAUCACAAUUUUUUAAACCUAAGGUUAUGACUUCAGAAAACGUGUUGACUAACCAACAAUCUAAAACCCAAAGAUAUUCAGGUACGAAGAAUGCAGCAAACCCUUACAUUUAGGAAGCAAAUAAAAAAAAAGGCCUUUCUGCUUGAGAACUCACUUAAAUCAUGUUUUGAUUAUCAAAUCCAGAGUCCAAAUGGUUAAUUAAUGCCAGGUUUGGUGGCAGAAAGGCUCUUUGAACAUUAUUUGAUGGUGUAUGCAUUGAUAUUUGGACAUUUUAAUUUGUCAUAAUAAUGAGCUACAAGGUUGGAGACUAUUGAAUCUAAUGAAUCAUUAUUUGAAGAGAUGUGUAAUGCUGUACCUUAAUGUGCCUUGUUAAUGUCACAGCAGUCAAAAAGGCUGCUUAAAAGCCCUAUUUUUAAAUUAUGAUUAUGUAGCUGUACUUGAGAUUAAAGCCAUUUAAGAAGUACACGUUUUUUGACAGUUUUUGUUUGUUUGUAAAAAUGCAGCAUUGUGGCAAUACAUUAAGAAAUCAAGUGAAAG